This is a messenger RNA of Pangasianodon hypophthalmus (striped catfish), 486 nucleotides long. RefSeq names its product ribosomal protein S21 (gene rps21). Gene Ontology annotation, cellular component: cytosolic small ribosomal subunit; ribosome. The transcript has 6 exons. NCBI's taxonomy places the organism in Eukaryota, Metazoa, Chordata, Actinopteri, Siluriformes, Pangasiidae. Bases 177 to 428 code for a protein of 83 amino acids. Gene Ontology annotation, molecular function: structural constituent of ribosome. The record is from RefSeq and is a predicted model, not a curated record. Gene Ontology annotation, biological process: endonucleolytic cleavage in ITS1 to separate SSU-rRNA from 5.8S rRNA and LSU-rRNA from tricistronic rRNA transcript (SSU-rRNA, 5.8S rRNA, LSU-rRNA); endonucleolytic cleavage to generate mature 3'-end of SSU-rRNA from (SSU-rRNA, 5.8S rRNA, LSU-rRNA); translation.
ACGCGGGAUUUUGGCAGUGGCACCAGAGAGGCACUAGAGGGCGCUGACACUACACCUGGAAACUCUCUCCGCUCGCCUUAACGUCAUUUCCUGACUCUGCUGCUUUCUUCCUUUUCCGUCAGCCAUUUGUGCUCUGCGGUCUAGAAAGCCUUUACGGCUACUGAAAAAUCGUCACCAUGCAGAACGACGCUGGAGAAUUCGUGGACCUGUAUGUGCCUCGUAAAUGUUCUGCUAGCAACAGAAUUAUUGGUGCAAAGGACCAUGCCUCCAUCCAGAUCAACAUUGCUGAGGUUGACAAGGUCACAGGCAGGUUCAAUGGCCAGUUCAAGACCUACGCCAUCUGUGGUGCUAUUCGUAGAAUGGGUGAGGCUGAUGACUCUCUCCUGAGGCUGGCAAAGAACGACUCUAUUGUGUCAAAGAACAUAUAAGUAUAAGAAAGGACAUCUGGCGUUUCUUUGUAAAAUAAAAUUGUAAAAAAAAAAAAAA